AUGUCUGUCGUUAAGAAGAAGAAGCGUGUUUCAAAGAAGAAUAAGAAGGCGUGGGGAAAAUACAGUGAUAUCCGUGAUGUCGAGGAGUUCUUAGAAGAUCAGAGAUUAGAAGAGCGAUUGGGUAAGUUCGAGACAAAGCCGGACAGUGAGCUGUUUGUGGUAGACGUUGCAGGCGACAAUGAUGAGGUCGAGGACAAGAAGCCACUCUCACACAAACUACAGAAGCGAGCCAAGCUGAAAGAACUACCAAAAUGUUUUGAAGUUUUAUUGCCCACUUCUAAGGUUCAAGACCCCAAUGCAAAACGCAACCAUGUGAAUCCAAUUGGAUUCAAACCAACAGCUCUAAGUAAGUUGAAACAAAAGAAGUUGGAAGAAAAAGGAGUUUUUGAGAGGAAACUACAAGAAGCAAAGAAGAAUAGAAAAUUGGCUAGAGACAAGAAGAGAAAAGCAAAACAAGUUAGACAGAACUUCAGUAAGGAUCUUUGGGGACAGGAUUUACCAGAAUCAAAAGGUAUCCCAGAAACAUUGGUGGAUGAGUUCAUAUCCCCAGAAGCACAGCUCCACAAUGUGCUACCAACACAGAGACUGCGACCGAAGCCUCCGCUGGCCAAGACUGUUGUCACCAGGGCUGCAGUGGAAGCUCCUCAUCCAGGAGUCAGUUAUAAUCCUUCAUACCAGGAACAUCAAGAUCUACUCCAGCAGGUGGGUCAGCACGAAGUGAAGAUGAUGAAGCGCGAAGCACACCUCAACAGAGUCACCACCGGCAUGUUCCGCAGAAUCACGCAACACGAGAAAGAGAACCAAUGGCGAGAGGAGAUGAGCGCUGGUCUACCCCAACCUCACAACCCAGCCAACGACUCGGGCUCCGAGACAGACAAUGAGUACAAGGCAGUGAAUCCUCCGGUCAAGAACAAGAAGAAGGACCACAAAGCUAGAAGGAAACAACGAGAGAGAUUGGAGGAGAAAGAGAGACUUAAGCGGGAGAAGAUUGACAAGAAGAAGAUUACUGAUCUUUAUAAGCUCCGUAAACUCCAAUCUUCAAUCCAGACUCGUGAACAGAAGCAAGCAGAAGAGCGGACAAAGCGUUUAGAGAAGCGAGCUGCCACGGAAGCUACUGCUUUACCCGCACUCAGCGCUCAUAAGACUCCGAUCAAGGAACCUGACUUCGUGGACCCUAAGCAGCUGACCGGAGACUUGAGGAAUAUACAGUCUACUACAAACCUACUCCGGGACCGAUUCGAGUCUCUCCAACGUCGUGGUGCCCUCGCAGCGUCCAAGGUGAUGAUGAAGAAGAAGAGGAAACUGAAGAGUUACUUCAAACCAGGACACAAAGUCACCGAGAAAGACAUUGAAAAAUACGUUAACAAGAAAGUAGGGAAAAAAUAA
Messenger RNA from Spodoptera littoralis (African cotton leafworm), 1386 nucleotides. Lineage: Eukaryota; Metazoa; Arthropoda; Insecta; Lepidoptera; Noctuidae. The record is from the annotation of a GenBank genome assembly.